This is a messenger RNA of Platichthys flesus (European flounder), 3605 nucleotides long. It is a transcript of the gene cfap92, whose product is annotated as cilia and flagella associated protein 92 (putative). The transcript is spliced from 12 exons. NCBI's taxonomy places the organism in Eukaryota, Metazoa, Chordata, Actinopteri, Pleuronectiformes, Pleuronectidae. The record is from RefSeq and is a predicted model, not a curated record. The coding region runs from base 919 to 3168 and encodes 749 amino acids.
GGAUUGGAAGUGAGCACAGUGAGGACAGCAAAAUGGAGCACCAAAGAGGAGAUCCAACAGGAAUAUGCAAUAACUGUCAAAUUGAGGAGUCAGUUGACCAUGUAAUGCUUUACAGAGAAGCCAAAGACUCCCUCAUUAACCGGAAGAAGACUCUAGAACCAGACUCAACGUGGGUGGCCAUCUGCCUCGACCGGUUGGGUGUUUCUAAUAUAAAAUACCGCAAUGGAGUCAGAUCUCAUGGCCAACACGUCGGCGACAGAUCUUUGCAGUUCACAGCCAAACUGUGAAAAAGUUUCAGUUAAAGGCCAGGAAGGUUUGUCAUCCACGGAGCAGAGCACAAGUUCAAGUGAGGAUAUCACAUUACAAAGAGAUGACGGCUCCUAUUACACCAAAUGGACAGUUUUCAUUGCCCUUGCUGUUCCAAAAGCUAAAGCUCCUAAAAAAAACAAAAAAUUCACGUCUGCCUUUGGGGUGAAAGGCCACAAAGCUCAGAGCUGCUAUCAUAUUGAAUACAAUCUGUUGCCAGGGGACACAGAGAUGACCAAAGUGGACCUACUAGUGUUUGGUCCAGGAGCAAAACUGUUCCAAGAUGAUGAGACCAAGAUUCUGAGAACGUGGUAUGAAGGAGAUCGGAUAUGGGUCGGUUGGAGCCACAGUUUCAAUAUCAGAGUCAACAGGGACAUGUUGAUCAGUCUACUCCCUCAUAAGAUCCAUCUGAAGAUAUGGAACGCUAAGUACAGCCUGUCCAGCUUUCAGGCCCGCGCUGAUAGACUGAAAACCUUUAGACUGCCAAACUAUUGGCCUGAGGAUUCAAUUUACUCAUGUAAAGUUUCAACUCAAACCUUAAUUGUAUAUUGUGUUCUUUUACAUUUUUUAAAAUCUAUGUUGUAUUCUACUUCCUAAGAUGACAUCAAGACCAUGGUAACCAGGCUGACAGCAAAGAUAGGGUUGGAUGCCAAUUUGGAUGUGGGCUCAGAAAAAGACACGAACUCGGCUCUACAGGCGACAACAAGUUUUCAAAAACACAAUGCUGACGCUUUUGACCUUGGGAAGAUGGGAAAUAUAGGAACCAUCUCACUUGAAGUCAGUCCCAUUCGGUUACUGGCAGGUGAGACCUCAGUGACUGAACGCUUCAAAGUUUACUCAUCUGGGGUAUAUGAGGUCAUAUGCGACAUCUGCCUGGAAAGAUCUCUUUUAUCCAACCAACUAAUAGCUGAACUUAAUCCACUGGUCAUCAGCAUUUUGUCAGCCACCUCAAUGCCUUCGUCCCCGGUCCCUCUCCAUGUCCUACAGGAAAAGUGCAUGCCUGUCUAUUGCCAGUACAAGUUCCAUAACUCGAGCAUGCACAGAACAAACUAUUACGAGCAUGCUACCAACAUCUACUUUAGAGAUGUGAAUGUGAUCCUGACUGGCUCGAUGAAUCCACAAGAGGUCCAAGACUUUUUGGAUACUCCGUCUCUGCAGAUAGAGGUUCACGAUCGUGACAGGAAGGCUGAGGAAAGACAAAAAACUCAAUCACUGUGUGACACAAGGUCAGAUGAUGACAUGCAGAGCAAUGCAUCGAUAUUUGAUCCUAUAAUGAACACCUAUGGUAUCGCAAACCUAAACCUGUCUGAGUUGCUACUUGGACAGAAAAGUCUGAAGGUGGACUUACCAAUCAAAUGUGGCCCUCAGCCUCAAAAGCUGGACAGACAGAGACAUGGAUGGAACAACAUGAUGACAGAUACAGCUGGCAGCAGGGAUCCCAUGCCACAGCCUCCAUACUAUGAUUUAGAUUCUCAACUCAAGGUCAAAGUUGAGAUGGCUUUCCCACUGACGACAGAUGAUGGCAGGGAGUUCUACAAUGGUCCAUUUGGCCGUAUUGUCUACCUCAUUGAUUACAACAACUUCUCAGUUAUUACCAAGCUGAGAUCAGAGAUCCUCAGAAUCAAUGCAUCAGCCUUGCAGCUGGACUCACCCUCAUUGGACAGUAGAGAGAGAGCUCUAUCAAAUAAGGAAGGUCCAAUGAAUUCCAAGCAUGAUGAGAGCAUGGAUCUGGAUUUUGUUACAGGAUUUCAUGUGGAAGAUAAGAGGAAACACAUCUUUGUUCUUGAAGGGCUGAAACAUAAAGCAGUGAGGAGACUUUGGGAGGCUGUUCCUAUGAGGUUAAGUGGGACCAAGGCGGAACAGGUGAUCGUCCUCUACAAUUCAAACCUGGGUUUCUUCAACUGCAUCUAUGACUCAUUAGAUGUGAGUUUGAGUCCCAUCCAUCUACGUGAUUCACUGCAGAGCAUCAUGAGACAACCUCUGAUCUACAUAAGGGGAAAGGUACCCCAACCCUGCUUCCAGGCUUUGUCAAGGUUAAGCCAGCUGUGUCAAGCAAGGAAACUCAAAGAUGCGGUGCAGUACGACCUCUUCCCCUCAGCUGACAUGAUUGUCAGCAUGAGCAGGGAAUAUGGCACAUCUGCUGCGCAGUGGGAGCAGAAAGCCAUUGCAAACACCAUGAUGCACCUGCCCACUCACACGGUCAGCAUGAAAAGACAUGCGGCGCUCGACUCCCAUAACACAGAAUAUAUCAGAUGGAAAAACAACAGGCAACAGACGUUGGCCGCGCACCUCAGGGACUACAUCCAGGAAAAUAUUAAAAAUGUUCAAGACCAAAGUGAGCUGUUGCAGAAGCCAGAGGCUGCUGCAUUAAGGUUGGAUCAGGCUGCAACCGUGCCAGUACACAACUACAGCACCCAGACCUUGAAUUCAAAUGUACAAACCAGGGAGCUGCUCUGCAGAGAGAUGGCUAAGGUGCCGGGCCGAAGGUUCACCUACAGUCAAGAGUAUAUCAGUGCUACAGUGGAGCCUGGAGACACGGCUCCUAUAAAGGACUCUGGCUCUACUGCCGCCUCUACAGCCUGGUUGACAAAUCUGACCGGUGACAGGUCCAGGGUGCACCCCAGACACCCAGAUGAGGCUCGAGUGGAAGAGCUGAGGAAGCCGUGGAGAGAGAACAUCCUUCAUGCCAACACACUGAAUCCAACACUUUCACGGGACAGAUGGGCGUUGAGCCAGCACCAUGAGGACUUCCAGCUCUACAGCAAACCUCCCGCAGUGGUGCCUCUAGAAACUUUUCAUUGGGGUGGCAAGAUGGGGCCACGGAAAAUCUUGAGGUGGCACACCAAAACCAAAAAGCCAUAACUGAAUUUCAGGAAUUGUAUUAUGCUGUUGUAGUAUAUAGGCUACCUCAAAACUAUAGCAAAGAGUUAAGUAAUCGCUAACUGAUAUACGUUAAUUUCUUAUGAUACAUUAAAUGUUACUAAUGAUCUGAUGUGCAUGGACUAAUAAUGGAACAGUUAAUAUUUUUAGUUCCACAAAAAUCCUUUUUUAAUUUGUUAUGUAUCUGUAUAUGUGUUAGUUGAUUCAUUGUUUUUCAAAUAGGCUUGUUGUCCUUUACCUAAAGAAAUAAUACAUUUACAGUAGAGAGUAGAGUACAUCUAUUUUACGGAAAACAAAACAUCAACUGGAAACCAGCCUACUAAAGUUUAAAAAACCACAAUGACCUCCAAUUAUGUACAAUAAAACUUUAUUUGACUGUUGCUGCAUAAUUUUGUAAAGGAAAAUAAGUUAGAGUAUAU